CAGGUGGCGGAGCUUCUCCCGGAGCCGUCCUUCGGGCCAGUCCUCCGGCCGGCCCGCGCCGGGUCAUUGAGCGCACCUGCGCGCCCACGGAGGUGUUCGUCCGCGAGCCGGCGCUGCCUCCACGCCCCCUCCCCCCGUAUUUUUAUUUUCCUGGCGUCAACCGUCAGUCUCGCACUUCUCUCCCGAGAGCUACGGCGUAGGGUCAGGCCCGCCUGGGAGCAAACGAGGCCCCUCAGAGCUCCACCUAGUUCGCAGGAUAAUAUCCCACAGCAGAACUUGGAGUCAGCAAUGGCUAAACCCCAGGUGGUUGUAGCUCCUGUUUUAAUGUCUAAGCUGUCUGUGAACGCUCCUGAAUUUUACCCAUCAGGUUAUUCUAGUUAUGCAGAAGCCUAUGAAGAUGGUUGUGAGGAUUAUCCCACUCUAUCAGAAUAUGUUCAGGAUUUUUUGAAUCAUCUUACAGAGCAGCCUGGCAGUUUUGAAACCGAAAUUGAACAGUUUGCAGAGACUCUGAAUGGCUGGGUUACAACAGAUGAUGCUUUGCAAGAACUUGUAGAACUCAUCUACCAACAGGCCACAUCUAUUCCAAAUUUCUCUUACAUGGGAGCUCGCCUGUGUAAUUACCUGUCCCAUCAUCUGACAAUUAGCCCACAGAGUGGCAACUUUCGCCAAUUGCUGCUUCAAAGGUGUCGGACUGAAUAUGAAGUUAAAGAUCAAGCUGCCAAGGGGGAUGAAGUGACUCGAAAACGAUUCCAUGCAUUUGUACUCUUCCUGGGAGAACUUUAUCUUAACUUGGAGAUCAAGGGAACAAACGGACAGGUUACAAGAGCAGAUAUUCUUCAGGUUGGUCUGCGGGAGUUGCUGAAUGCCCUCUUUUCCAAUCCUGUGGAUGACAACUUAAUUUGUGCAGUAAAAUUACUGAAGUUGACAGGGUCAGUUUUGGAAGAUGCCUGGAAGGAAAAAGGAAUGACUCAUAUGGAAGAAAUUAUUCAGAGAAUUGAAAAUGUGGUCCUAGAUGCAAAUUGCAGCAGAGACGUGAAACAGAUGCUGUUGAAGCUGGUAGAACUCCGGUCAAGUAACUGGGGUAGAGUCCAUGCAACUUCAACAUACAGAGAAGCAACACCUGAAAAUGAUCCUAAUUAUUUUAUGAAUGAACCAACAUUUUAUACCUCUGAUGGUGUUCCUUUCACUGCCGCUGAUCCAGAUUACCAAGAGAAAUAUCAAGAGUUACUUGAAAGAGAAGAUUUUUUUCCAGAUUAUGAAGAAAAUGGGACAGAUCUAUCGGGGGCUGGUGAUCCAUACUUGGACGAUAUUGAUGAUGAGAUGGACCCAGAGAUAGAAGAAGCUUAUGAAAAGUUUUGUUUGGAAUCAGAGCGUAAGCGAAAACAGUAAAGCUAAAUUUCAACAUACCAGUUUUAUAAAGCAGUAUAGGUUAUGGUGAUUUAGCAGUACACAGGAAAGCAGGAAAAUGUGUCAUACUUAAUACCAAAUUAAGGAAGUUGAGUCGUUACUAAUGUAUGCAACUUUAAUUUUGUUUAACACUCUCUGCCAAAAUAAACUUUAUUCCUUAUAACUUAAGAUGUGUAUAUAUAUAUAAUAGUUUAUUAUGUACAGUUAAUUCCACUGUUUUGGCUGCAAUAAAAUCGAUUUUGAAAUAAAUGAAAUGUUGAAAGUAAAUUUUGCUAGUUGGUUAGAAGCUUAUCCUUUAAAUUCUACUUUUCAUGAGGGGAAAAAGUCUUAGCCUGGAAAUACAUAAUAUUGCAAAAUGUAGCAUCCUUUUUUAGAGGAGUAUAUAGCUUUCAUUUAGUUUUACAUUGUCUCAAUGAAUUGGUUUUCAGAUAGGAAUCACAAUCAUGAAAAUCUUUAGCACUAAAGUCUUAGAAUAUAUCACUAACUGAUUUACAUAUCCAGAUGCUGUUUAAUACCAAGGGCUUUUAAAAUGUCAUUUAAAAAAACAACUUAAAACUCCCAACUAAACAACCAGGCUUCUUCACUGAGCAUUUAUUUGCUAUUCUAGAAUUAUUUUUGGAUUUUGUUUUGUUAGUUUGGUUUUUUUCUAACUUCAUUACCCUAAAGCCUCUGGCAUUAUUCUGCUUUAUUUAUAUGGCUUUCAUUUUUAUUUUGUAGCAUGAGUUGCAUUGACUUUUUUACUAGAGAAUUUUACUAGAUCUUUGUCAUUCAUGUUUUAUUCUGCUUUAGAAUUGAUCCAUCUUGAGGAUCACUUUUCUAAUACUUUUACUAUAAUGUAGUACCACCUCAGCCCUAUUUAAAAAUAUUUUUACCUAAUGUCAAGUCUUUUUCCAACUAACUAAAAGUAAAACUUCUAUACAAAAGGAUCACUUGUAAAUAAUGCAUGUAAAUAGUUCUGUUAAUAACCCACUGUUUUACAUUUCGUACAUCUGUGUCUGCUAAUACAGUUAGGUUUCUCACUUUUCUGCUUGUUUGUUCAGUCUGGAUGAAAAUUAGACUUUGAAAAUAAAAUUUAAAUAGUUUUGUUUCCUCUAA
Molecule: messenger RNA, 2502 nt
Organism: Suricata suricatta (meerkat)
Lineage: Eukaryota; Metazoa; Chordata; Mammalia; Carnivora; Herpestidae
Gene: PAIP1
Product: poly(A) binding protein interacting protein 1
Exons: 11
Coding region: 289-1389 (366 amino acids)
Biological process (GO): regulation of translational initiation
Molecular function (GO): protein binding; RNA binding; translation activator activity
Source: RefSeq, a predicted model, not a curated record